This is a messenger RNA of Rana temporaria (common frog), 1155 nucleotides long. RefSeq names its product odorant receptor 131-2-like. The transcript has a single exon. Gene Ontology annotation, molecular function: G protein-coupled receptor activity. The record is from RefSeq and is a predicted model, not a curated record. The coding region runs from base 21 to 947 and encodes 308 amino acids. Lineage: Eukaryota; Metazoa; Chordata; Amphibia; Anura; Ranidae. Gene Ontology annotation, cellular component: membrane. Gene Ontology annotation, biological process: G protein-coupled receptor signaling pathway.
AAAUUACACACUGUCCUGCAAUGAUGAAUGUAACCAUAUUCAAUACUUUCAUUAACGAGACCUCCAUAAGCAGCAACAGCAUUCAACUGUCCGAAAAUGCAAAAAUUGUUUUCAUUGGUGUCAUCAUCUUCUGCUUCUGUUUCUUCAUCUACUUCAUCCUAGUACUUCUGAUGAUUUACUUCACCACUCCUCACGUCCGGGAGAAUGCACGAUACAUCCUUUUUGCUCAUAUGCUCAUCAAUGACACUGUGCACCUCAGCCUUGGGCUCUUCCUGUGUUUGGGCUUCGGAUUCCUCCUUUAUAUUCCUGUACCCAUCUGUUACAUUCUGGUGACCUGUGCCACAGUUACAUUUAAAAUCACUCCGUACAACUUGGCCAUCAUGGCCUUGGAACGAUACGUGGCUAUUUGCUUCCCUCUUAGACACAUCAUGUUAUGUACAGCCCAGAGGUCAUAUUUUGCUAUUGCAGCAAUGUGGUUUGUUGGGUGCCUUCCCAAUUUUGCUGAUUUUAUAGUCCUCAUUUCCAGUGUUGAGGUGAAAUAUUUCUCCCAAAAUUUACUGUGCAAGCGGCAGUCAGUACUUCUCCUACCAGCCCAAAACACUAUACAAUUAUCCACCCUAACUGUAAGUUUUAUUCUAGUGUCUCUGGUCAUUCUCUUCACCUACAUCAAGGUUAUGCUGAUAGCUCAAAAAACUGGAUCCGGGAAGUCUUCGGCCUCCAAGGCUGGUAGAACCUUGAUCCUUCAUGCAUUUCAGCUCUUUCUAUCUUUGCUCUCUCUAAUUUCUUCAUUUUCAGAAACGUAUCGUGGAGAUUAUUCCUUCAUUGUUGUUAUGCUCAAUUUUUUGUUGUUUACUUGUGUGCCAAGACUUCUCAGCCCUCUUAUUUAUGGCAUUAGAGAUGAAGUAUUUAGUAAAAGUAUUAGUAAAAUGUACUCUACCAUCAAAUAAGCUCUGUGUAAACCUUCAUUCUUUGAAGGUACCAGUUAUUGUAAAAUGUAUUUUAGAUUUGCUCUACUGAACAUAAUGCUGUGUACAGGCCAACUUUUGAACUUCUUGGACCAACAAGAAAGUGGAACUCACCUUUCCCCUGCUGGAUCAUGCUUUAGAGAGGUUUUUGCCUUCCUCAGGACCAACUGUGGGUAUAUGAUUCUGCAUA